This is a messenger RNA of Owenia fusiformis, 2374 nucleotides long. NCBI's taxonomy places the organism in Eukaryota, Metazoa, Annelida, Polychaeta, Sabellida, Oweniidae. The record is from the annotation of a GenBank genome assembly.
UGUCACUCAACGCUAGAGUAACCAGCAGAAAGCCUUACAUAUAUGCGUCUACAGAGGUCUGGAAGUGGGUAGAAAAGAAAAGCUUUGAUCCGGUCGACGCUGAGUACACCGAUGGCACUUGGACGUACCCUUUGACUGUCACUGUCUUGUUUCGUUCUUGAUGUUUAACAAGAGCAACGUUUGAUAGGAUUCACUGGUGGAGGAUAUCUAUCUACCAAAUAAUCGGACUUAAACCUAAGUUUUGGACGCAGCUACAAUACAACAUUCAGCUACAGAAAACAACGUAAGCAUGAAGUAAGCUUUGACAACGUCCAACGCCUAAGCUUUAGAUUUCAAAUAUAACGUGAACGUUUACUUCCAUUCACUUUUGACGCAGUGUACGCUAGAAUUGAAAGCAGUUAAAGUAACGUCCAUGUACAUGAGCAUUAAAAGCAGUUGAUAAACGUACGUAAACGUUUGGAGUCAUAAAGACAACGUCCAGGUAAACAAGCGUUGGGCCGCAGUCGACGUUCAAUCAAACAUUUCAGAAUUAAGUGAACUGCCAGAUACUAACAAUGCAUUUACCUCUUAAGUACAGUGGACUUAUACUAAUGACAAUCUGUGUAACCGUAAUUGCUAUAAAGGAUGGGCAUAUACGGUUGGUCGGGGGAUCCGACCAUAGGCGAGGCAAUGUACUCAUAUGGCAUGCUCUCCAGUGGGGCAGUGUGUGUGAUGACCGGUGGUCAAUUGAAAACGCCCAUGUCGUGUGCAAACAACUAGGUUUCCCAAGUGCCGUUUCUACAACUGAAUUUGGGCAAUAUGGAAGAGCAAGACGUUUGAUUUGGCUGGACAAUGUUGUGUGUAAAGGAAGUGAGGAUACUCUUGCAAAUUGUACGCAUGACCCUUGGGGUAAACAUGAUUGCGGGAGAGACGAAGCAGCAGGGGUGGUGUGCAAUCGAAAACCCAUAACUACACCAAAGCCCUCUCCGGACCCAUUUAUCGAUUUAAUGCCAGUCUUCAAAGUAGAAUCAUCCGAUGAGGACACAGCCUCCAAUUCUGCUAUCGAAACUGAGGGAUAUGAAAUACGAUUGGCAGGUGGGCGCAAUCCAAAGGAAGGGCGUAUCGAGGUUAAGAUAGACGGAAAAUGGGGCGUCAUCUGUGGGUAUCAAUUUGGUAUGUUGGAAGCAAUGGUCGCAUGCAAGCAGUUAGGUCUAGGAUACGCUAGAGUGCCAAUACAGCAAAGUUUCUUCGGAGGAGAAGACUUAGAUAAGGUCAUCAAUGGUAUCAAGUGUAUGGGGACGGAGUCUAACCUUGCCGAGUGUUUUCAUCUGGAGACACUGCGUUCAGUCGUCUGUCCAAAGAAAGAGUUUAUUGCGGGUGCCAUCUGCACAUCAACCCUCCCUGAUCUCGUUCCCAACGCGACCUUAUUGGAACAGUCAAUGCAUUUACAAGAUAGGUCACUUUACCAUCUACAGUGUUCAAUGGAGGAGAACUGUCUAUCACAGGAUGCAUAUGAUUUAAGAGAAACACAGCCUAGAACUUGGCAUCUUGCGUCUAGACGCCUGCUCAGAUUCUCGAGCGUUAUUCACAACAACGGGACAAGUGAUUUUCAUCCUCAUCUUUCCAAGGAAGAUUGGGAAUGGCAUCUUUGUCACAUGCACUAUCACAGCAUGGACGUUUUUGCACAUUACGACAUCAUGGAUUACCAUGGAAAUCGUGUAGCACAAGGCCAUAAAGCAAGUUUCUGUCUCGAGGAUGUAGAGUGUUACCCAGGAUAUGAGAAGAAAUAUUCGUGUACAAACUUUGGAGACCAAGGUAUUUCUGUGGGCUGUGCAGAUCGUUAUAACCAUGAUAUAGACUGCCAGUGGAUAGAUAUGACUAGUACCCCCGAAGGCAACUACUUAUUCAAGCUAAACGUCAACCCACAAUACCUGGUCGCUGAACUGGAUUAUGACAACAAUGCUGUGUUAUGUAACUUUGACUAUUCCGGACACUCUGUCUCAUUGUAUAACUGUACAAUUGAGCACGGACAGAAAACACUCGUGAAUGGCUAGAGAAGAAACGCCUGCAGUCCAUAUAGCAUGCCUUUUCCACGCAUAUGACAUACGUUACUCCAAGACACAGUCAAAGUUCUGCAUUGGAGAAUGUCAAUGCAUAUGAAAGGAACGACAAAUCGAAUUUGAUUAACCUCUAAAAAGCAUUUAUUUUGUAUAUAUUAUUAGCUAUGUAUGCUGCCAUGUUCAUGUAAUCGAACAUUAAUGAAUUGUCAAUGUUUAAUUUCUAGAUAUAGUAUAGUAUGAUAUAAAGUCCAGAGCAAAUGCAAAUGUACAGCCAUAUUUGAUUUUCAAUAUUUUAGAUACAUAUUGUAGGUAAAGGUAUCAAGACGUUUCACCCC